Messenger RNA from Durotheca rogersii, 3238 nucleotides. Its product is annotated as sporulation protein. NCBI's taxonomy places the organism in Eukaryota, Fungi, Ascomycota, Sordariomycetes, Xylariales, Xylariaceae. Gene Ontology annotation, molecular function: RNA binding; protein binding. The coding region runs from base 139 to 3084 and encodes 981 amino acids. Gene Ontology annotation, biological process: positive regulation of rRNA processing; positive regulation of transcription by RNA polymerase I. The transcript has 4 exons. Gene Ontology annotation, cellular component: nucleolus. The record is from RefSeq and is a predicted model, not a curated record.
GACCUUUUAUCAACUUUUUCCCGUCUAUAGCACUUCACGAUUGGACAGGAUCUGCUUACAUCUACCGGUAUCAGAAUAGAACUAGGAAUAUGAUUCUCAAGCCUCACCUCUUCACAACGCACAACUUUCGAUUCCAUCAUGGCCCCUGCAGCGAUUUCCAACAAUGAUACCGGCGCGAGCAAGCGGAAACAUGAGCCAGACGAUCAUAAAAAAAGAAAACGAGCGAGGCGAGACUCGGCGUCGUCGAGACAUGCUCUGGUCGACGUAGCCCCCCAAAGCAUAGCAAGUAACCGGGCGAACGCCCUACCACAGUCAUCCGAGAAUCCCACCAACGCGACCAUCGCUAUCUCCGCAAAAAACAAGGAACGAAAAGGCUCAAGGAGGAGAGACGACAAGAAAGGCCAUGACACCGAUUAUGUAACAUGGAGAAUCCAGGAGCCCCUCGGAGGGAGGAUGCUGAAUAUAGAUCCAAUCCUGACCGACGACGAAAAACACUUAAUACUUGCGUACAAUACUUCCAUUCAGGUAUACUCGGCGAAAGAUUCGCUUCUAGUGCGCAAGAUUCCCCUGCCGAUGCCGGCAAAGAAGAAUUCAAGCCCUCAAGUAGUCUCGAUGUGCCUAUCGCCGAGUUUGUCGCAUAUCAUAUGGGUCGCCUCGUCUUCGGGUCACCUGUGGUCAAUAGAUUGGACCAAUGGCAAAGGAUCCGGGUCGCCGAUGCGGCUUCGGGACCUAUUUCCACACGAUAUGGCUGUUGGGCGCGUCAAGAUCGGCCCAGGUUUUCGAGACGUGGUGCUGUUUUCUGCCAAGAGGGACAAGAGCUGGCAGCUUGUCGCCCAGGACGUCCGUGAAUCCGUGCUGGGAGAUUGCAAGGUCCUCGUAACCAAUAAGGAUCCCAUCCAAAACCUUCAGGCCGUCCAAAAUGGGUAUGCUUUAGCAGGGUCGGUGGGCAACAAUGUCGUGCUUGGCACUUUAAAAACUCGAGAGGCGGAUUCUAUCCGGGAACUGGAGUACGAGUUCUUCACCUUUGACUGCAAUGAUGCUAUCGCGUGUUUAGACGUGCGAGUCGCAGACCGCAUACACCUCGAUCGGAAGUCUCUGGCCGAAACCAGCGAUGAGCCCGUGGUGGAUAUCGCAGUAGGCUGUGCCCGCGGGGCCAUCUUCUUCUACAACGACCUUCUACCCCAACUCCGUUUAUUGCGGGCUUCGAAGGUACACAUAUCUGCCCUUCAACCUCGCAAGUAUCACUGGCAUCGCCGGGCGGUUCAUUCAGUCAAAUGGUCGCGAGAUGGUCAUUACAUUCUCUCUGGCGGUUCUGAGACGACCCUGGUGCUGUGGCAGCUCGACACGGAAAGAAUGGACUUCCUACCCCAUCUAUCCGCGUCCAUAGAGAAUAUUGUCGUCUCCAAGCACGGAUCUUCCUACGUCUUACACUUGGACGAUAAUUCGGCGAUCGUGCUUUCGACGGCAGAAAUGCAGCCUACGACAUACGUAUCUGGAAUCCAGGCUCUAAUCUCCCCCCGACCGUUCUCGAAAGACGACAUGGUUCUUAGAGUUGGGCGAUACACUACGACUAAUCUCUUUAAAACGCCCGCUACUGUCAACCCAGCCGAUUCGUCACGAUUCCAAAUCUGCGUAGGGAACGGACAGCAGAUCGGUUAUUCCGGCAGUGGCCCCUCUACUCCGAUGAUCCAAACGCUAGACCUCACCACCCUGCAGAGCAUCUCCAAGCAAGCACUGACUAGAACGAACCCGACGGAUGUCAACAUGACGACCAGAGGCUUUCCCGUCACAGAACCCCGCAUCACCAAUAUGGCGUAUUCGGCGGAUGGCAAGUGGCUUGCUACGACCGACGAGUGGCAGCCGCCGACACGAGAUCUCCACUCUCUUUCGGGAUCCUCAGCGGAUAGACGCGAGGUCUUUCUCAAAUUUUGGGCAGUGUCGUCGGAAGAUCAGAGCCUGGAACUCAUGUCUCGUGUUAAUGCGCCACAUUUUACGGAUCAGAACCAAUCGAUACAUGGGUUGGCUGCCGACCCGCAGGGGCAUCGCUUUGCCACGAUCGGGGGAGACGGGAUCGUCAGGUUGUGGGAGCCGGUGGUAAGGCGACGAGAUGGCGUGCCGGUCAAGGGCAAGCAAGGACGCCAGCUGCUAGACUGGAUAUGCUCCCGAGCUAUAUGCCUCCAGGGCGACGAGGAACCUAUCGUCCUAGACACGACAGCUGCCAAGGCUCAUCAUCGGUGUUCCGGUGCCGUCUCCUUUUCCGAAGAUGGAUCUACCCUCGCCUGUGCCCUUGACACGGAACGAGGCUCGAUGACCUACAUUAUCGACGUAGAGUCGGGCAAGAUUCGAAACCGCCUGGACGGGCUCGCGAAAGGCGACGUACGUGAUAUCAGGGUGCUCUCAUCCUGCCUGGUGGUGCUCUCGGACUGUCUCGUAGUGUACGACUUGGUCCUCGACGAACUACGCUACGGAGUUCAACUGAGGGCAGACGAAGGGUCUAGCAGCCCGGGGCCGUCUAUUCUCACGCUCAUGGCUGUCGACUGUCGUACUUGUACUUUUGCAGUAGCCGUCUCUCGGGCCAAAGCCAAUUCGACCACUGUACCCUCAGAGCUUGCUGUGUUCUCUCUAGAUCGGAGCGAGCCGCUGAUAGUGCAAAAGUUUACACACCCCAUAACAUCAAUUGUCUCCUUGGUUGGAUCCAGUGGCUACCUCGUCCUCGAUUCUGCUGCCCAACUGUGGCCGGUGAGCCAAGACAUGGAUACCAACGCGCUCGCCUUUGCACAGCCGCUGGUUAAUCUCAACCUCGAUCAGCAGGAGGUGGAGGCGCUGCCGGAGAACAACCACGCGAUACCGUUGCUGGCUGACGGGGACGACGACGGCGAGCCCGCGAGCGCCGACGAGAUGGACGUUGACACGCAGGAUGCUAUAGAGGAAGAGGAAGCAGGCACAUACCCGGCCGUCAUUUCGCAGCAGAGACUCGCAGAGGUGUUCGAUAUCGCGCCGGCAUUCGCCAUGCCACCGAUCGAAGACACGUUCUAUCAGGUCGCAAAGCUGCUUUCUCGGAGGCCGUCGGUGCAGGUAGCAUGAGGAUAGUUCCGUAGAGGGAAACGAGGAGGGGUGGAGUGGUGUUGUUGACUCGGGGAAACACGGAGAGGGCCAUGCAGACACAUUACUGCUAGUAGGGGGGGGGGGGGUUCCGUUUAUUUGGGGGAAUACCUGGUGUAGUAUCUAUUUAAGACCG